Athene cunicularia (burrowing owl) is the source of this 1665-nucleotide messenger RNA. It is a transcript of the gene VPS26C, whose product is annotated as VPS26 endosomal protein sorting factor C. The record is from RefSeq and is a predicted model, not a curated record. Gene Ontology annotation, cellular component: endosome. Gene Ontology annotation, biological process: intracellular protein transport. Bases 446 to 1213 code for a protein of 255 amino acids. NCBI's taxonomy places the organism in Eukaryota, Metazoa, Chordata, Aves, Strigiformes, Strigidae. The transcript has 8 exons.
UGUUCUGCUUUAAAUCACGUGACCCAUUUUCUAUAUUGUCCUCCUGUACCACCAGUAAACACAAAAGGCUGCAAAAUUCAAGUAGUGUCUGUCAGAGAUGUACCUAACUGGACUGGUUUUAACUGGUCGAGUAUAGAGUUGGCAGUCUGAAUUAUCCUUUGGUUGAAGUGAUCUGUAGCUUGGUGUCUAGUUUGUAAGCCUGGUGAAGGUGCAGAGCGCAUUACAGUGAGUAGAAGAGAAGGUUAGCCCCAAGAAACGUUCUUGAAGUUCUCAAAUCACUUGCUGCUAUUUCCAGAUGUGUGUGAAUGUUUGAUGUGGAAUUCAGGACUGAAGUGGAUAAUCUGUUGUAGGAGAGGGGAAGGCUAUAUAUUAUGGGGAAGUUCUUUCUGGAGUUGUGGUCAUAACAAGUAAGGACACAGUCCAGCACCAAGGAAUCUCGUUAACAAUGGAAGGAUCAGUAAAUCUGCAGCUUAGUGCCAAAAGUGUGGGUGUGUUUGAAGCUUUCUAUAACUCUGUCAAGCCUAUUCAAAUUAUUAACAGCACUAUUGAAAUGGUAAAACCUGGGAAACUUCCCAGUGGCAAGACAGAAAUUCCGUUUGAAUUUCCAUUGCAUAUGAAGGGCAACAAAGUUCUUUAUGAGACGUACCAUGGUGUCUUUGUUAAUAUUCAGUAUACCCUACGGUGUGAUAUGCGACGUUCUCUACUGGCAAAAGACCUGACUAAGACUUGUGAAUUCAUUGUCCACUCACUGUCACAGAAAGGGAAACCGAUGCCAAGCCCAGUAGACUUCACAAUUACUCCGGAAACAUUGCAGAAUGUUAAAGAGAGAGCUUCACUUCCAAAAUUUCUCAUCAGAGGUCAUCUCAGUUCUACAAACUGUAUCAUUACACAGCCACUAACAGGGGAGCUAGUCGUGGAGAAUGCAGAUGCUGCAGUCAAAAGUAUAGAGCUGCAGUUAGUACGUGUGGAAACCUGUGGGUGUGCAGAAGGUUAUGCCAGAGAUGCCACAGAGAUACAGAAUAUUCAGAUUGCUGAUGGGGAUGUCUGCAGGGGCCUACCAAUUCCUAUAUACAUGGUGUUUCCCAGGUUGUUCACCUGCCCUACCCUGGAAACAACGAACUUCAAAGUUGAGUUUGAAGUAAACAUUGUUGUCCUUCUGCACGAUGAUCAUCUCAUCACAGAGAACUUCCCACUGAAGCUCUGCAGGAUGUAAAUAGCCAGAGGAGAAUCACCUAUGGAUUUACUGAAAAAGGACAAAAUUCUUCAGAAGCAAAGUGAAAUUUUAUCCAUGUCUUAACUGAAAACACAUCACUUCCUUGUCCCUGCCUUGUGUUUUCAGUCCUCCUUUGCUAACCAUGUGAUAGCCUACAUGGAUGUACCUAUCCAGCCAGCCUUGUUUUGAACCACCAUAUUUUUCCUGAUUUUUCUCAGGCAAAUCCUGAAGGAAGGAUUCUCAGUAUUUCUACAACUUGUAGAAAUAUGUAGUAAGUUUCUCUCCUUACUUCAUUUUGUAAUACUUGUUCUGAAGUCCUUUAAAGACCUGUGAAACCUAGUAUGGCCUAUUAUUAUACAUGGCAUGUAUAUAGACUGGGGGGAGGGAAUGGGACUUGUAAUAUAAAACUGAAGAGUGUCGUUGAAGGUAUAAUAAAUGGUGCUACAACAGUG